AUGUACUUUUCCAGCUAUUCUGUUGCUCCAUAUAUGUAUGGUCUUAUGAUGAUGGCGCAAACUAUAAGCGUCUUCAUGACAGUUGGAGUCUCAGUGCAUCGAUACGUUGGAGUUUGUCAUCCUUAUAAGUCGGUAGAAUGGUUACCGAAAAAGCGGGUUACUACAUUUAUUAUCAGCCUUGUCGUUUUCGGCAUAUUGUUCAACACAACGCGCUUUUUUGAGGUACAUGUUUCAAACGUAUGUUAUCGAAUCAACAUCAAUCAUUAUAUGCCUGCAUUGCAACCAACUGAGCUACGGCUAUCUGAUUUGUACAGGAAUAUAUUUUUCGGAUGGGCUUACACCAUAGUAAUGUACGUGGUACCAUUCAGUUUACUGAUCAUACUGAAUUCCUUAGUGUUGAGUGCAGUGCGACGUAGUCGAAGGAUGCAUAUGGUUAGCCAGGUGAGCUUUCGAUUUUUUCUGCUCGUAUGA
Molecule: messenger RNA, 471 nt
Organism: Cylicostephanus goldi
Lineage: Eukaryota; Metazoa; Nematoda; Chromadorea; Rhabditida; Strongylidae
Source: the annotation of a GenBank genome assembly